Molecule: messenger RNA, 3393 nt
Organism: Gekko japonicus
Lineage: Eukaryota; Metazoa; Chordata; Lepidosauria; Squamata; Gekkonidae
Gene: TGFBRAP1
Product: transforming growth factor beta receptor associated protein 1
Exons: 12
Coding region: 93-2684 (863 amino acids)
Biological process (GO): vesicle-mediated transport; endosomal vesicle fusion; autophagy
Cellular component (GO): cytoplasm; membrane
Source: RefSeq, a predicted model, not a curated record
GAGUCGCGGGCACGGCCGGGCCUGGAGCGAGGGGGAGCGGUCGGCCUUGCCGGGACGAGGGAGCGGGCUGAGCGGACCAUCUGGGAAGCGCAAUGAGUGUCAAGGCCUUCAAGCUGGUCCCCGCAGUUGAGCGGGAAAUGCUGAUGGGCGACAAAGCUCGGAUCAACAUUGAAUGCAUUGAAUGCUGUGGGAAGAACCUGUACAUCGGAACCAACGACGGCUCCAUUUAUCACUUCCUCUUGGAAGAAAAGAACUCCCCAGAUGAAAAAACAAGUUUUACUGUCACCAAACAGCUGCACAAAUACCUAAGCGUGAGAAAGGCCGUGGGCGAGUUGAAAGCGGCUUCGGCGCUCAACAGGCUUCUGGUGCUUUGCGACAGUGCCAUCAUGCUUGUGAACAUGAUGAACCUGGAACCCAUCCCCACGGGGGCUCGAAUCAAGGGAGCGGUGACGUUCACGUUGAAUGAGAACCCCGUGAGCGGGGACCCGUUUUGUGUCGAGGUGUGUAUUGUUUCAGUCAAACGGAGGACCAUCCAGCUGUUCUUGGUAUACGAGGACAGAGUCCAGAUCGUGAAGGAGGUUUUCACUCAGGAGCAGCCCUGUGCCGUGGCUGUGGACGGCCACUACUUAUGUCUCGCCCUCACCACCCAGUACAUUAUACUGAAUUACAAUACCGGAGCCUCCCAGGAUCUGUUUCCGUACUCCAGUGAAGAGAGGCGACCGAUUGUGAAAAGAAUAGGCAGACAAGAAUUCCUGUUGGCCGGACCUGGAGGAUUAGGUAUGUUUGCAACUGUUGACGGCAUCUCCCAGCGGGCUCCUGUUCACUGGUCGGAAAACGUGAUUGGGGCUGCCCUCUGCUUUCCUUACGUAGUCGCUCUCGAUGAGGAGUUCAUCACAGUUCACAGCAUGCUGGACCAGCAGCAGAAGCAGACUCUGGCCUUUAAGGACGGUCACAUCCUGCAGGACUUUGAAGGCAAAGUUAUUGUGGCGACCACUAAAGGGGUAUACAUCUUGGUGCCGCUGCCACUGGAAAGACAGAUCCAGGAUCUUUUGGCCAGCCACAGAGUCGAAGAAGCUCUGGUGUUAGCAAGGGGAGCGCGAAGAAAUAUUCCAAAAGAAAAAUUUCAGGUAAUGUACAAGCGAAUCCUGCAGCAAGCAGGCUUUAUACAGUUUGCACAGCUUCAGUUCCUAGAAGCAAAAGAACUUUUCAGAAGCGGCCAGCUUGAUGUCCGGGAGCUGAUCUCUCUCUAUCCCUUCCUGUUGCCUGCUUCCUCUUCCUUCAUCCGGUCUCAUCCUCCUCUCCACGAAUAUGCCGACUUAAACCAGCUGACCCAAGGGGAUCAGGAGAAGAUGGCCAAAUGCAAGCAGUUCCUCAUGAGCUACUUGAACGAAGUGCGCAGCACUGAUGUCGCAAAUGGCUACAAGGAAGAUGUCGAUACGGCUUUACUGAAGCUCUAUGCGGAGGCCAAUCACGAGAGCCUUCUAGACUUGCUGGCCUCAGAGAAUUUCUGUAUUCUCACAGAUAGUGCCACGUGGCUGGAAAAGCACAAAAAAUUUUUUGCACUCGGACUCCUGUAUCAUUCAAACGGUCAAGAUGCAGCUGCACUGCAGUUAUGGGUAAAAAUUGUCAAUGGGGACAUCCAGGAUUCCACGCGCACAGACCUCUAUGAGUAUAUCGUGGACUUCCUUACUUCCUGCUCGGACCAUGAACUGGUCUGGAAGUAUGCCGAAUGGCUGUUACAGCAAAGUGAGGAGAUUGGCAUAUACGUUUUUACUAGAAGGCCGCAGGAAGAAGGACAGGAUAACAGCUUUAACCCAGACGACGUCAUGAGCUGCCUUAACAAAUACCCCAAAUCACUAGUAAAAUACUUAGAGUUUUUAGUCCUAGAAAGAAGAAUACAGAAGGAAAAGUACCACACCCACCUAGCGGUGCUGUACCUGGAGAAAGUGCUCAACCUGAAAUCGCUCGAGGCAGAAAGGAACGAAGAGCUGUUUGAAACGAAGGCGAAGCUGCAGAGUCUCCUGCGAGAAUCUGACCUUUAUAGGACUCGCUUUAUUUUAGAUAAAAUCAGUGGCUCAGAUCUUCAUAUGGAGUGUGCAAUAUUGUAUGGGAAACUGGAAGAGCACGACAAAGCUUUACAUAUCCUCGUCCACGUAUUGAAGGACUUUGCUGCUGCCGAGGACUACUGUGUGUGGAAUUCCAAGAACAGAGGCAUUCUUUACCGACAGAAACUGUUCCAUAUGCUGCUUACAGCAUACCUGAAUUCCAGCUCAGCAGAACAUGAACUGGUCAUGGCUGCUGUGGAUCUCCUAAACAGUCAUGCGGCUGACUUUGAUGCUGCCCUUGUUUUGCGGCUUCUCCCUGACAGCUGGUCAGUGCAGCUUCUCUCCUCUUUCCUGGCUGGAGCAAUGAGGGAAAGUAUCCAUUCUCAGAGAAUGUCUCAGAUUGCACUGGGAUUGGCAAAAGCCGAGAACUUAAUUUACAAGCACGAGAAGGUAAAACUAAAAGGAGACACCACUGUUCUGUCAGACAGAAAACUCUGCCAGGUGUGUCAGACUCCCUUUUGUGAGCCUGCCUUUGUCAGGUACCCGAAUGGCAGUGUGGUCCACACCCACUGUGCUGCAGGCAGACUUGUGACUUCCAACACAAACCGCCACUUCUCCAGCCCCAGCGGAAGGACAUGAAAUGUACCCGGAAGGGUGCCAGGGUGCUGGAGUGGUUGCCCUUUGGGGAAACCAGAGAGAGUCAGCUGGACACAACGGCAAGCGGAAGAGAUGAGAUUGCCCCGGGGAAUAACAAGAAGACUUGAGUCAAUGUGAAACAGGGCCACUUAAACCUGCUGAUCCUUUUUGUGAAUGUAGACGGCACAAGAAAUUGCAAACUUGUUUUCUUUAUCACGUAAUAAGCAAAUGCAGUAAAGAUGUUAGGGAGGGGAAGGGAGCCAACAUACCCUCAUAAAAUUAAACCUUGCACUGAACUUGGUGAUCGACUGGCGUUGGAAGAAGAGGGGCUGAAGAGGAAAGACAACUUUUCGCCACACAGUUGAUUUGGGGGGGGGAUGGGGGUGGCUUCUCUCUCUUGAAUAAAUGGUAUGAAGCAGCACUUUCUUGAGAGCAGAACAGACACGCAGUUGUGGAUUUAAAUUUUGCCUGCCAUGCGGCAUCGUGAACUUUUGUUCUGUGCUCUUCAUACUAUUGGGAUUCGAUGCACUUUUGAGCCUUUGUACGCCUGCCUUCUCUGCCAUUUAUUACAGACCGUACAAAAGCACUGACUCUGGGUAAUUCCUGCUCAUUUCGGAAGUUAAAGGGAAGCAGGACAAUGGCAGCACCGGGCGGGGGGGCGCGGGGGCGGUGAAGAGCCCUACACCUUUUUUCUGACACUAAUCACAAGAAU